AGUGCCAUUUUGGCUCCAUCACAGCUCCUCCUUCGCACCUACGCACACGCACACAUGGCGAAGGAACACGUCGGCAAGAACGGCAAGUCAGAGAAGCGUCCGCGAGAGACGCCGUCCUCGGCCGCGCAGGCAACAACGCUGGCGAAGCGAAAGAAGAGCAAGGCGGGGGCGGCGUCAGCCCCGCACGUUACCACCGAAGCGGUUGCCGCUGGUGCCCUCCCCACCAUCGGCAAAAGCCCCAACUUCUUCUCUUGGCUGCUCAACACGUCGCGCGAGGUGUUUUUUGACAAGUACUUUGAAAAGGAGCACCUCGUGGCCUCGCACGGCUCACCAGCCUACUUUGAGAAGGGCCUGCCCGGCGUGGUGCCACCGGUGGACUGGUCAACGACGCGCAUGCUGCAGCUGGUCACGGAGCACCCGAUGAGCUACGGCACCGACCUCAACGUUGUCCGCUUCGACCCAAAGCUGAAGAAGCGCGUCCCCUAUAAGACAGCGGGUCCAGUGGAUCCAGCGGAGCUCCAGAGGUGCAUGCAGGAGGGCUGGUCAGUACGAUUUCUGCGGCCCAACGAGCACGUCGAGUGCAACUCCGCUUUUGUGGCCUGCAUGGAGAAGGAGUUCAACUGUUACUGCGGCGUGAACAGUUACUGGACGCCGGCCUCCAGCCAGGGCUUCGCGCCGCACUACGAUGACGUGGACGUCUUCCUGCUGCAGAUGGAAGGUGAGAAGAUGUGGUACCUCUACGACCCCCCAGAGGACGUCGACUACCUGUCCCGCCACUCCAGCGAGGACUACGUGCCGGAGCAGUUCCCGAAGCCCAAGUACGCCAUUACGUUGAAGGCAGGCGACGUCCUGUACAUGCCGCGAGGGAUGGUGCACCAGGGCAGGACCACCCCCCACACCCACUCGCUCCACAUCACCUUUUCAGCGAAUCAGAUGAACUCCUGGGCCGACUUCAUGGGCCGCGCCGCGCACUACACCAUCGAGACACUCGCCGCCAACAGCAUCGAGUGGCGCCGUGCCCUGCCGCGUGAGAUGAUAGAAGUGCUGGGGGAGAUGCACCACCCGAUCUUUCGCCAGUCCGACGGGGUCGAGGCGCUCACCGAGAAGCAGCAGCUGCGCCGCAGCCACCUGCAGGCGAAGGUGCGUGAGUUGGCAGCCGAGCUCACCCUCCUUGUGACCGAUGAGGCCCACAUGGACGUCUGCACCGACGUCUACGCGAAGGACACCGUACAGAAGAUGCAGCCACCGUCGACGCUUUACAGCGGAGCGGCGCCGGCAGAUGCCGCGGUAGACCACGGCUCACGCGUGCGCCUCAUCUCACGCAACUGUCUGCGCAUGAUGCUGAACGUUCCGGGUGAGGCGCGCAUCUAUCACAUUGGACUGAACUCGCGUGUGUGCCUCGCUGGCGAGUUGGAUGAGCUGCGCUUUGAGGCGGACUUCGCACCGGCCAUCGCCACGCUCAUCUCCAGCUACCCAAAACUGACGGCAGUGGAGGCGCUGCCCUUCCCCGGCUUCGACGACCCUGAGGACGUUGCAGAGAACCAGCUGCUGUUGGUGGAGACCCUGCGCGACGCCGGACUCCUGCACGUUGAGGCCGCAAAGUGA
Leptomonas pyrrhocoris is the source of this 1605-nucleotide messenger RNA. RefSeq lists its product as hypothetical. Lineage: Eukaryota; Euglenozoa; Kinetoplastea; Trypanosomatida; Trypanosomatidae. Gene Ontology annotation, cellular component: nucleolus. The record is from RefSeq and is a predicted model, not a curated record. The transcript has a single exon. Gene Ontology annotation, molecular function: histone H3K4 demethylase activity; histone H3K36 demethylase activity. Bases 55 to 1605 code for a protein of 516 amino acids.